Molecule: messenger RNA, 1160 nt
Organism: Cavia porcellus (domestic guinea pig)
Lineage: Eukaryota; Metazoa; Chordata; Mammalia; Rodentia; Caviidae
Gene: Sult1e1
Product: sulfotransferase family 1E member 1
Exons: 8
Coding region: 113-1003 (296 amino acids)
Biological process (GO): sulfation
Cellular component (GO): cytoplasm
Molecular function (GO): aryl sulfotransferase activity
Source: RefSeq, marked provisional
ACAAAUAGUUCUCAUCUCUUCUUUGCAGCUUAAGAUCUGCGUUGAUAUUUGAAGAGAACUAAGCUUGAUCAUUCCAUUUAUUUCCAGGAUCAUCUGGACAGUAUACCACUUUAUGAUGGAUUCUUCUGAACAUGACUAUUAUGAAUACUUUGAUGAAUUCCGUGGAAUUCUGUUGUAUAAACAGUUCAUCAAAUACUGGGAUAAUGUGGAAGCAUUCCAAGCCAGACCAGAUGAUCUUGUCAUUGCUGCCUACCCUAAAUCUGGCACAACCUGGAUUAGUGAAGUCGUGUGUAUGAUCUAUGCAGAGGGAGAUGUGAAAAAAUGCAGACAAGAUGCAAUUUUUAACCGAGUACCUUUCCUGGAAUGCAGAAAUGAUAAGAUGAUGAAUGGUGUAAAACAAUUAGAGGAAAUGAAUUCUCCAAGAAUCAUAAAGACUCACCUGCCACCUCGACUUCUUCCAGCCUCAUUUUGGGAAAAGAGAUGUAAGAUGAUAUGCAUUUGCCGGAAUGCCAAGGAUGUGGCUGUUUCUUAUUAUUAUUUCUUUUUAAUGGUUGCGAAUCAUCCAGAUCCUGGGUCCUUUCCAGAAUUUGUGGAGAAAUUCAUGCAAGGUCAAGUUCCUUAUGGCUCCUGGUAUGAUCAUGUGAAGUCAUGGUGGGAAAAGAGUACGGAUCCACGCAUCUUAUUUAUUUUCUAUGAAGAUAUGAAAGAGGACAUCAGAAAGGAGGUGUUGAAACUGAUACACUUCCUUGGAAGAAAACCAUCGGAAGAGCUUGUGGACAAGAUUAUAAAACACACAUCAUUCCAGGAGAUGAAGAACAAUCCAUCUACCAAUUACACGAUGUUGCCAGAAGAAAUAAUGAACCAGAAGGUGUCACCCUUCAUGAGAAAAGGAAUUUCAGGAGACUGGAAGAAUCACUUUACAGUAGCCCUGAAUGAAAGCUUUGACAAGCACUACCAGCAGCAAAUGAAGGGCUCCACACUGCAGCUGCGGACGGAGAUCUAACCCUGGUCCCCAUUCUUACUGUAGCUGAGGUUAAACAUUUCUCAUCAUUAGUUUCUUAUUUCAGAUUGAUGAGAACAAGAACAAGUCUUCUGAAGAAUCAGGCUCACAUUUAGGGAACUCCUUGUGUAAAGAAGAAAUAAAGAUUGUUAUUCUUUGC